Messenger RNA from Puma concolor (puma), 1449 nucleotides. NCBI's taxonomy places the organism in Eukaryota, Metazoa, Chordata, Mammalia, Carnivora, Felidae. The record is from RefSeq and is a predicted model, not a curated record.
AUGCCGGAAGCUCCCUUCGUGCUCUCUUCCAUCACUGCCAAGAGUGAUCAAUUGGCCUUAUUUCCUCCAUGGAAAUCUAGUCACUAUGAUGUCGUAGUUGGUGUGUUGUCAGCUCGCCAUAACCAUGAACUUCGAAAUGUGAUAAGAAGCACCUGGCUGAAGCAUCUAAUGCAACAUCCAUCAUUAAGUCAACGUGUGCUUGUCAAGUUCAUAAUAGGUGCUCGUGGCUGCGAGGUGCCCGUGGAAGACAGGGAAGACCCUUACUCCUGCCGACUGCUCAACAUCACGAAUCCAGUUUUGAACCAGGAAAUCGAGGCAUUCAGUCUUUCUGAAGACACCUCAUCAGGAAUUUCUGAGGACCAGGUUGUCAGCGUGACCUUCCGAGUCCUUUACCCGAUUGUUAUUACCAGUCUUGGGGUGUUUUAUGACGCCAGUGAUGUGGGUUUCCAGAGGAACAUCACUGUCAAGCUUUAUCAGGCAGAACAAGAGGAGGCCCUCUUCGUGGCCCGUUUUAGUCCUCCGAGCUGUGGUGUACAGGUGAACAAGCUGUGGUACAAGCCUGUGGAGCAGUUCAUCUUGCCCGAGAGCUUUGAAGGUACAAUCGUGUGGGAGAGCCAAGACCUCCAGGGCCUCGUGUCAAGAAAUCUGCACAAAGUGACAGUAAAUGAUGGCGGGGGAGUUCUCAGAGUCAUGACGGCUGGGGAGGGCGCCUUGCCUCAUGGAUUCAUGGAAGGUGUGGAGGGAGUUGCAGGUGGUUUCAUUUACACUAUUCAGGAAGGUGAUGCUCUCUUACAAAACCUUCAUUCUCGCCCUCGAAGACUCCUUGACCAUAUGAGUAAUCUCCACAGGGAAGAUGCCUUACUGAGGGAGGAAAGCAGCGUCUAUGACGAUAUUGUUUUUGUGGAUGUUGUUGACACUUACCGAAACGUUCCUGCAAAAUUACUGAACUUCUAUAGAUGGACUGUGGAAACAACCAGCUUUGAUUUGUUGCUAAAAACAGACGACGACUGUUACAUAGACUUAGAAGCUGUGUUUAAUAGAAUUGCCCACAAGAAUCUGGACGGGCCUAAUUUUUGGUGGGGAAAUUUCAGACUGAACUGGGCAGUUGACCGAACCGGCAAGUGGCAGGAGCUGGAAUACCCCAGCCCCGCCUACCCGGCCUUCGCCUGCGGCUCGGGGUACGUGAUCUCCAGGGACAUCGUCCGGUGGCUGGCCAGCAACGCGGGCAGACUGAAGACCUAUCAGGGUGAAGACGUGAGCAUGGGCAUCUGGAUGGCCGCCAUAGGGCCCGCACGGUACCAGGACGGCCUGUGGCUGUGUGAGAAGACGUGCGAGACGGGGAUGUUGUCGUCACCCCAGUACUCCCCGCAGGAACUGACCCAGCUGUGGAGGCUGAAGGAAGCGUGUGGAGACCCCUGUCAGUGCGAAGCGGCCGGAGGAGGAUCGUAA